AUGAGCGGCCGAAGCCGCCUGACAGCCUCAUCGAGUGCUGCGCCAGCCAGCAGGUCUUCUGUCCCUUGGAAGGCGGAAACUAGCGUUCUGCGUACCAUUGCAGCAAACACUCCUGAGGAUGAGGUUCCAACGUUCGAGCUUGUGGAUGCGGAAGUCUUGCGGGCGGAUGGCCAGACACUCGCAAACCCUCUGGAUCUUCAGCUUCAUGGCCCGUUCAUUGUGCGCGGGUUCCUCAUGAUUGAUGACGCAGCCCAGCGAACACAUUUGAUCACACAAGGGAGGAGGAAUCGUAUUCCCAUCAAGAUCAACCAGGUCGAGCGCUACUCCGUUGGGAUUGCCGCCGAUGACGAGGAUAGCUUAGGCUUCAACCCUCCUUUGCUUUGGCUAAGGGGCAAAUGCUGUUAUCACGAAAUCAGUCCUGCGCAGCAUUAUCUCCCCAUCUAUCGACAAGCCAUCGAGGCGAUAGCAAUGUACUACAGCUUCGAGGAAUACUACAGCACAGGCCAGGGAAUCCCCAUGAAAAAGUCCUCCAAGAAGAGCAGGCUACGAGUGGAGUCUUUGGCACCCUUAUUCCUCCACUGUGCGAUGCAGCUCGGGAACGGUUGGACUAUGGACGAUGUCACGCAGAAGUGCCAUGACCUUGCUCACUUUCUCAUCAGCCAAUUUUUCACAACGAUGCCGGAUGUUUUAAUAUGGGAAAACACUUAUUUUCACGCAUGGAUGAAACAGGAACACAAGGACCUGUAUCAUCGUAUCAGGGAUGCCUAUAUCAGCGGCCGGCCUCAAGUAGAAAAGCAUCCAGCAGAUGCACAACGGAGUGCAUCUCUAAGCCAGACACCAGUCCCCGCCUCACUCCCGUCUCGCAUUCGAUCAUCUGAACUAACGCCGGUGGACACAACAAUCAAGGAAAAGGCAACCACAGGUGACGUGCCGGCAGGCUCAGGUUCCCAGCGUCAGCGAUCUACAAGAUCACGCUCGCUCCUCCCCGAGGAAACUCACGUCCUAGCUGAACGCCCCGCACCCAAGCCUAAAAUGAAGCCGUCUACAUCGACCCCGACUUUAACCUCGCAAGCCUCUAUGGCCUCGCCGGCCGCAGAUGAUGAACAUGUCGAGCCAUUCGAAUCUUUGCGCCUUGCCCUGGAGGGCGUGUAUACCAAGACCGCAAAUCCAGCAAAGCUGACGGAGCAGUCUAUCGCGAACAAAAUCUACUUCGACUACCGGUGGCCCACCUACAAGAACGGGCAAACUGGAUGCCACAAGAUACCUGUAUUGGAGGUCUUUCACUACAAUGCUGCGCAACUUCUCGAGGUACUCGACAAAGCGAGAUGGGGUGGCACGCCGUUUUGGUCUUGGCUUGAGGCGAAGGUUGAGGAGCCGUUCAAGCCAGUAUCCAUGACACCGGACAAAUUCCCGUACACCCUGGUCCUCAGGAAGAAGAUGGAGAACAUUGUGCGCAAGCCCAAACCCCCACCUACGAAACUGCCGGCCACCCAUGACUACGGGUAUGACGAGGACGAGGACGAAAGUGAUGUCCACCACGAUGGUUUCGAAACCCCUGGCCGAGGCAUUGGAAAGACGCCAGCGCGCCUAGGCAAGUCUGCCCUACGACCAGCGGCAACACUUAUAAAACGGGCUCUGGAGAGUGACUCCGAGGAAGAUUCUCCCAUUGCAAAGCGAUCGCACUUUUUUGGCGGCGAUACCGAAGAUGAUCAGCAACUAGCCAACGAGGACGAAGAGGAAGAUGGAGAAGCUCAGAUCAAGCUUGUUGUGCGCGCCGACAGAAUACCCUCGACCACCCCACGCGGCCCCGACGGGACCUGGACCUGCGAUGAAGAGAAUUGCAACUACAUUAUCCGCGGAGGUGACGCCGAGGAUUGUAAGGAACGCAUUCAGCAACACCUUGCCACACACGAACAGGAAGCCGAACGGGUCCAACUAGCCAUGGUCGAAGGCACCAAGAACCACAGCUCAAUCAGGUAUGCAUACUUCCCUCCAUUUAUAGUCAUGAUCAACCCAGGUGCGCCGUGGCCCUCGGUGGAGGACAGUCACGAGACCGACCAAACGACGCCGGAAGCUCCAACAUCGUAGCACGAUCAAACCGCGUAUCCGAGCACAGUAUCGCCCGAAGCACCACGUCGAACAAAAACACCCUUAACCACUAUCGCUACACCGCCAUGCACAUCUUCCCCUCUACCUAAGCGGGUGACACCACAGAGCUUCCGUACCUCCUUACUCCAAUAUCGCCGCGAGCCCCAACCUGUUGCCGAUGGAAUACAACAGCU
Emericellopsis atlantica is the source of this 2282-nucleotide messenger RNA. RefSeq lists its product as uncharacterized. Lineage: Eukaryota; Fungi; Ascomycota; Sordariomycetes; Hypocreales; Bionectriaceae. Bases 1 to 2088 code for a protein of 695 amino acids. The transcript is spliced from 3 exons. The record is from RefSeq and is a predicted model, not a curated record.